AAACAUGUCAUUAAAGUUAAUUGUUGCAAUUUAGUCUUCAUUACACAUUAUUUGAGCGCUUCAAGCGGUGUGUUUUCCACAGUUGUGACGCAGGGAACUGUUUUAGACGAGAAACGAGGCACAUAUGAAGUAGGUUCUCUUGAUAUUUCCAGGAGAAACGCUGGCUUGGUUACUCUUCUCGUCAGCGGAAAUUUAUCAUUAGCAACAAAAAGGCAAGUUUGCGGGCAGUCUGCCAAAUAUAAUAUGCAAUGUAUCGUUUCACCGCUUUGAUGUCUUUCCUUGAUUUGUAGAUGAGACCGAAGGGAAGAAGAGAGGCACUGUAGAGGAAUUGUCAAAGUUUUGCCUCAGAAGCCUGCUAUGUCCGGUCCUACGUGGCUACCACCAAGGACUCUCGAUAGCCCAGAGCGAGCCAUCCCACAGAUGUCCCACCAAGGAGGGCCAGCCAUCUACAGAGCCCCCAACAAGAAGGGCACAUCUGACCCCCGACCGAAAUAUGGCCUCUAUGACCAGAAUGGAGGUGGAGGGGCAGGAGGUGGAGGGAUGACCAGGUACAUGGCCACUGGGCCCACAGGUGGGCCCAUGCAUCAUCCAUCUAAUGAUCACUAUUACUCCCCACCACAUGGCCUCAAAGACGACCGCAACUGGAGCCCUCACAUGGACAGUUAUGAGCUGAUGCACCGUGGCCCUGAAAAGCCCGUGGGUCAUCACUCCAACAUCGACGCUGACAUCGACUCACUCACUUGUAUGCUUGCUGAUCUGGACAGCCAUCCGCAUAGCUCCAGCACACAGCUGUAUGACAAUGUGCCUUACCAGAAAUACGUGCCAGCGGAUCACUACAAGCCUGCACCCCAAAGCGGAGUGCCUCCCCAGGGUCGACCAUCCAUGGGCUACCCCCCUCAUCCCCAGAACCAGUACCACCCGGCCCCCUCCUAUCCCAGCGAACACCAGGCACCUCAGUAUGCCAACUCCCACCAGCAGGACUACUACUCCUCCUCUGUAGCCCCUAAGCCGUACCCCCAGCCUGUCCCGGCCUCCUAUACCACAGCCUCAACUCCCACCGGGCCCAGGUUCAGCGUGCAGGUCAAGACCGCCCAGCCCGUCACCUACUCUCAGACAGGCAGGCAGGCUGAGCAGGCGUACACCCCGCCCCCGCCUCGCCAGCAUGUGUCACGCCCCCCACCCCAGACUCAAACAGGCCCUCAGGGCUGGUACCCUCCACCUCCCAGCUCCCAAAUUCAGGAGAUGCACUCUGAGGUGGGGUACAAGGGGAGCGGCUCAGGUUCAGGAGGAAGAGCUAACCAGGGUCCUGUGUCCAAGAGAGGUCUGGAAAAUAAUCAAGCAGGCUCAGGGAUGGGACAGAGUCCCACCUAUCAACCCAGCAAGCAGGGGGCAGCAGCGCCCCGACCUGAAGAGGAGUUGGAUAGACUCACCAAGAAGUUGGUGUACGAUAUGAACCAUCCGCCUGCGGAGGAAUAUUUUGGUCGCUGUGCACGCUGCGGCGACAACGUGCUUGGCGAUGGCAGCGGCUGCAUCGCCAUGGAGCAGGUGUUUCAUGUGGAGUGUUUUACCUGCAUCACCUGCCACGCCCGUCUCCGAGGUCAACCCUUCUACGCUCUGGACAAGAAGAGCUACUGUGAGAGCUGUUAUAUUAGCACUCUCGAGCGCUGUUCCAAGUGCUCCAAGCCCAUCCUGGACCGCAUCCUGCGAGCCAUGGGCAAGGCCUACCACCCUCGCUGCUUCACAUGUGUGGUGUGUAACUGCUGCCUGGACGGGGUGCCCUUCACUGUGGACGCCACCUCUCAGAUCCACUGCAUAGAAGACUUUCAUAGGAAGUUCGCCCCUCGCUGCUCAGUUUGUGGCCAGGCCAUCAUGCCAGAACCGGGCCAGGAGGAGACUGUCAGGAUAGUGGCUCUGGAUCGCAGCUUCCAUGUCAACUGCUAUGUGUGUGAGGAGUGUGGUCUUCUGCUGUCCUCUGAAGGGGAGGGCCGUGGCUGCUACCCGCUCGACGGUCACAUCUUGUGCAAGAGUUGCAGCGCUCGCCGCAUCCAGGACCUCUCCGCCAAAAUCUCCACUGACUGCUGACACACCUGUCGUGUCCCGUCGGCCUCCUCAGUGCUCUUGAAGUCCCAGAGUUUAGGGUUGGGUCACCAUCAAAUCAAAACACAAAUCCACUGAGAGUCAUGACUCAGAUCAAAAAAUUAAGAGUAACAGACUUCCGCUGAGCGUAAAUUGGCAUAAAACAAUUGCCAUGGUUCCCCCCGGUGGUGUGCACGUGCUAUUGCAUCUACAGAGGCACAUUCUCGCUAUGUAGCUGUUCAGUUUAGAGCACACAAUUGUGCCGGAGGGGACGACCACUUGUUUUUUCUCUGCCGUCAAACUACCUACAUUGUUGCGGUACACAGUUACACUAUUCUUCACGUUUAUUGCUCUAUUAGUAUGACAGUGACCCUGACCUGCAGGCAGCCAGGGCUCCUCAUGCUCAUUCAUUCAUUCAUGUCGUCACGCUGCUUAUCUAGCAUGUUAUCGUCAUAUUCUCUCACUAUCAAUGAAGGUAUGGAAAGCGUUUACUGAUGCACGUGUGUGAUAAUAAUUUGAAAAAGUGUAAUUGCCCUAGAGAAAGGAGGCAGAAUGACAACCAAGACGGUUGUUUGGUUCUUUCUAAACGGUGCGACUUGUAUUUUUGGAAAACACUGCACUACAGAGUGCUGAACUUUAUCAAAACAGGCAUAUCAAGAGCACAUAAUGCAACUGUGACUGUAUUUAGCAGAGCAUUUUGGUUAGAGAAUGAGACUUUGCGUUGGAAAGCAUGUAGUUGUAGUGCAGUGAUUUUUUUUUUUUUUUUUUUUUUUUUUUUUUUUUUUUUUUUGCAGUGAAUUAGCCUCAUAGGAUAAUAAAUGUAGACAGAAGGAAUGUGUAGUAAACUUGACAACCUAGCAGUUUGUUUUUUUUUCUUGUUGUGCUCUUAUUAAAUGCUAGUACAAUGUUCGCUGGUACGAUGCCAGAACAAUUUUUUGACAAUUACAGUCAAACCCCUUCACAGUUUGAUCACCACAAUAUGAUGUCAGCUGGUCGUUAAUCAAGUUUGAUACAUUUGCUUUGUUGUUUUUUUUUUGUAAAAUUCAUCCUAGAAUGUUCUUGAUACAUUACUAACAAGGCAACUCAAUGAUUUUUUUUUUUCUUGUUUUUAUUUGUUGGUUGAUACUUGACUGUUACAUUGAAGAUGAAGGUGCAAUGAAGUCAAAUGCUUUCCUCUGUCUAAAGGAAAAACAGGGUGUUCAACAGUCACUUAGGGGCCAUGAAAUCAUCCUGCUGUGUUCACUUGUGCUCGGGUUUCAUAUGAAGAACUUCUGUUUAAACCAUUUGGGGGAUAAAAGUGAGGCCAACUCUUAGAAAAUUAAUGAUAGUACAACACCAGAACAAGGAUAGUAUGUAAAUAAAUGAUGUCCUUGCUCAACAAAAAUGAUGUCACUUUUUACGGACUGUAUUUUCUAGAUGAUGAAUGUUGAAUUUAAGGUGCUGACUUUUCCCCCAAAAUGGAUAUAUGGUGUUUUGGAUUUUAACUCUUCACUUGCGGAGUUUGUGUUGUGUUCACCCUUGCACUCAUGUUUUCCAAUUUAGUACUACCGUACUUUCCUAGGCUUUGGAUUUACAGUAUUUAUAUUAAGUUUGGAUUGUGUUUAACUUCCGUCUUUCCGUCCUGAUUUUGUACGUAAUUCAAGGGCUAGAAAUUUUUAAAGCCUUACCUCAAGGUUGUCAUUGAGUUUGAUGAUAAUCCUUUUGAACCUGCGCCUGUGUCUAUGAGCGUUGUGUUAUUUUGCAGAGCCCGAUCAUGCUGAAGUGGUUUAUCAACUCGCGUUUUUUCACCUGUUAAUUUAUUUCAUCUCAUGGUAUAUAUCUGUUAAUCUGUUUUUUUUUUUUUUUAUCAUCUACGUAAUUAUUUCAUUAAUUCAUUAGUGUUCAGCAGUGUCAUUUUAAACUCCAUAAUCAUGCCAACUCGGUGUCAUAGAAAUAUAACUCCUAGAAAUAGCCUAUCUUUUGUUUUGUGCUGUUGUACAGGUCCCCACUUUGUUGGAUAGUCAUCGAACCUCGGUGGCUAAUUUCUGUAACAUUUGAAAUGCUGUGAAUGCAAACUGUUUGGUCUAUAUCCAAGCCCUCGGUACUGCAGCAGACAUCUGUCCACUGAUGAAUUCACACUAAGAGGGAUGCCUUUUUGUACCGAGUAAGCAGGUGGUUGAAUUAGAAAUGCAGUAAACCCUGUGUAGGUGAGUGAAUGGGAGUGCAUGUCUGUGAACCCAUGAGUGGAUGUUCUCCCAAGGCAGAUUGUAGUAACGUAAUUGAUCAUUAAAAUGUCAGUUUUUCAGCAA
Molecule: messenger RNA, 4364 nt
Organism: Myripristis murdjan (pinecone soldierfish)
Lineage: Eukaryota; Metazoa; Chordata; Actinopteri; Holocentriformes; Holocentridae
Gene: trip6
Product: thyroid hormone receptor interactor 6
Exons: 11
Coding region: 358-2082 (574 amino acids)
Biological process (GO): cell-cell adhesion
Cellular component (GO): focal adhesion; stress fiber
Source: RefSeq, a predicted model, not a curated record